AUGGUCAAUGCGGUCGUCAUUACCCGGUCCCAAUCAAUCUGCUCAUUCCUCUAUGCCAACGGCAAUCAGUGCCAGGUGGCGCGCGUGGACAAUACGUCCUACUGCGCAGAUCCCGGACCGCAGAAUCUGCCAGGCUUUGAAGGAAGAAGUGUGUUUCUUGCGCAACUGCCGGCGAUACUCGACACCCUCUGCCUGAUCGAGCACGCUGAGCUAGCACGUCCCGGGAAUCACGCCAAACCUCUCACUAUCGACGCAGCCACUCUACCCGGCGGUAUGUGGAACGUACACGUACCCAUCGAAUUCUCGGAUGGCGUCAAGUGGAUCGCCCGGAUCCGCCGAAAGACCGUCAGGGCCUGGCCCGCUCUCGUCGAACGGCACUUCAUGCAGGGGGAGAUAGAUCUCCUAAGAUGGAUUGCGGAGACUGGAGCCGCCCCAGCCCCCAAAGUCAUGUCUUCCAUCUUCACUCACGGUGCAGCCGACUUCUACUUUAUGGAGCUUAUCCCCGGAUCGAGCUGUGCUGAUCCUAUCUGGAAGGGCGUUCCUCGCGAGCAGACCAGCCGGACUCUCUUGGACUACGCCAAAAUCAACAUCGAACGGUCGAAGCAUCCCCUCCGUCUUACAGGCGCCCUCCACCGAGAUAAGGACUCUGGUACUUACACGGUCGGCCCUCUCUAUACCCGCGAUAUCACCAACAUCUCCCCUCCUCAGUUCCCCGGUCCCUGGAAAACGGUCGCGCUCAAAUACAAGUGGCAGUUUGACUACCUCCUUGACACCAUCCGAGCGGGCCAGUUGUACUCGCGGCAACGCAAAAAGGCCUUCCUCGUUCACAGGUGGAUGAAGGAUGCGGUCAUGGCGUACCCUCCAUACAACGUCGAGGAUGAGGAUACCUUUCCGCUCAACAACGACAGCAACGGUGGGCACAUCAUGGUGGAUGCUCGAGGGGGGAUCACGGGCUUGAUCGACUGGGAAGGUGCAUCUGUUGGCCCGAAGUGCGAAGCCUUUGCCAUUCCCCAGGCCUUCGAGGAGAGGCUCUUCUUCGACGGCUCGAAUGAGCUGUCCUGGGCGGAGCUUGAGCUCGCCGACGCCUACAAAUCGCUUGGCCGACCCGACCUCGCAGAGUGCAUCACUCUCGGCAAGCCCUAUCAAUGGAUUUCGAUCUUGAUCUACGGCGGGAGCUGGCAUCAGUACAAGUGGGUGAAGGCGCUGGGCGUCUCGGUGGGGUACGAGAUGGAGGACAAUGAGAAGGACUUCUUGAGUCGGCAGAGAAAGACGUACAAGGCGGAGUUCAGGGCGCUGAAGAAGAUGUGGGCGGAAGAAGAGGCGGUGAAGGCUCAGACAGAGCAGGGCGUGACUGAGGGUACGGGAGCGAAGGCGGAUGUGAGCGACAUCGGAGACAGCAGGUGCGAAGGCGGUAUGGCAGUUUAG
Dioszegia hungarica is the source of this 1425-nucleotide messenger RNA. RefSeq lists its product as uncharacterized. Lineage: Eukaryota; Fungi; Basidiomycota; Tremellomycetes; Tremellales; Bulleribasidiaceae. Bases 1 to 1425 code for a protein of 474 amino acids. The transcript has 6 exons. The record is from RefSeq and is a predicted model, not a curated record.